Molecule: messenger RNA, 973 nt
Organism: Misgurnus anguillicaudatus (oriental weatherfish)
Lineage: Eukaryota; Metazoa; Chordata; Actinopteri; Cypriniformes; Cobitidae
Source: RefSeq, a predicted model, not a curated record
ACAGUUCUCUAAACGUCACAUUUAAACUAUUAGUCCUGCUGCAGUUUGUGUUGCUUUAUACUCGUAUACUAUAGCACUAACAGUGAGAUCUCAUUUGUUUCUCUUAUUUUACGUGACACUGUAACACAAGACAUUAUUAUAUUACUAACGUGAUUAGCCUGCUGGACAAGUUCAUCGGUUGGUUCAGCUGUGUUUGAUUGGUUUGGAGCUGAACUCUGUAGGCCAGAAGAUUUCCAGGAGCAUGGCUGGAAAACACUGGAUUAAAUAUUGUUUUAACAUGGCCCUUUUUCCUGACUGCUCUUUGUUGGGUUGGGGUGUCUUCAGUUGUCGUCACUUUCAAAAGGGUGAUUUUCUUUUUGAGUAUCGAGGACAAGUCUUAACUAAGGAGGAAUAUGAACGAAGACAUAGUGAACUUGAAGUCUUUUUGUUUGAGUUUCGUUUUGAUGGAAGACAACUAUGGGUUGAUGCUUCCAAAGAUGAUGGCUCUUUAGGGAGACUUGUCAACGAUGAUCAUGUGAACCCCAACAGUAAAAUGAAAAUCAUUACUGUGAACAGAAAGCCCCAUCUUUGCUUAUUUGCAGUAAAGAACAUCAGUCCUGGGGAUGAGAUUAUGUAUAACUAUGGGGAUUCUGACUGGCCAUGGAGAAACAAGGUAACUUCUGAGACAGAACAACAGUCACACCGUUCGAUAAACUGUGCAGGAGACGAUGAUGGAACACAGAAGGGGCGUCGCACCCGUACCCACACUUUUACCGUGAUUCUUGAAAAUUCUGCUGAAAGGGGUGAUGCAAGAAGAAUACAAAAACGGGUAUGGUCUCCAACAGAAAUCUCUGCUGUCAUGAGACAUUUCCGGAACCACAUCGCAAAGGGUAAACUUGCCACCAAGAUUGAGUGCCUACAGUGCAAAAAUGCAGAGCAUCCUGCUUUGGAUAGUCGCUCUGUUCAAAACAUCAGAGACUUUGCUUCCUUUUGA